Messenger RNA from Podarcis lilfordi (Lilford's wall lizard), 19780 nucleotides. Lineage: Eukaryota; Metazoa; Chordata; Lepidosauria; Squamata; Lacertidae. The record is from the annotation of a GenBank genome assembly.
CCAAACCCGGCCCCGUUUAUCUCCCCGCCUCUUCGUGUCCGGCCAGGCAGAUCCGCGGCGGGGCCGGGAUGGGAAGGGCUAAGAGGGGCGCCCCGUAGUGCAGCCCGCGCUCUCCAGGUGAGAACUGGGCAGCGGGCAAAGGAAGAAGGGAGUGGUGUCUAGCGGUUAGAGCAGAGGCUGCGGCUUAGCCAGGAAGACUCAUUGAGCCCCCAAAGCCACCACUGGGGGGAGGGGAAGGCAGAAAAAGAAAGCGCCCCCCCCCCAGCCUGCCUGUUAUGGAAUGAGGAGGUGCAACUCUGCCCCAGUUUAGCGAUCCGGACUUGGGGCGCUCAGUUCUCCAGGAGCUACGCUAGGUUUUAUGGAGCUUGGGUGGGGUGGGUGGUAGCAGCGUGCCUUUCUCAGGGUGGCGGGUGGGGUCUCUCUUCCCUUGGGUGACAUCAUUUCCCUUGCUGAUAGGCGGCUGGGUGGGGAGUAGGCUUUCAGGGACCAGAAUCUAUUGCUAAAGUCCAAGGUGUGUCUGGAGCAGGAAGAGAGCGCCUCUGAGGUUGUGCAGAGUGCCUUUGCCUCGCUAUCCUGUAGCUGCCAGCGACAACUGCACUUCCAGUUUGGGGGACUAAGGAGAAGGGGGCGAGCGGGGGUAGCGGGUGGCUUCUGGAGGCGCUUGACCCCUAAUCACCCUUCCCCUACUUUAAAUUUGAUGAAAAUGGGAAUGGAUAAUGGGACUGAUAGAUCAGAAGAAGGGAACCUGUCCCCACCCCGGUCAAAAAGCUGCAGGGCACUUUGGGGUCUAUAUUCCCCCCAACACACACACCCUCCACACAGGAAGCCUGCUUUAUACUGAAUCCAAAGCUCAGCCCAUCUAGCUCUAUGUGGUCUAUUAUGGGGGUGGUAGGAGGGGGCUGUCCUCCCCCCCCCCCAGAAUAUCAGGUACCAUUUCCCACCUAGCUUUGUAUAUAUCUAUUGUAUUUUAGGGUUCAGUCUCCAGAUUGGGCUCCCAGCUGAAACCCUGGAAUGUAGCUGCCAGUCAGUGUCAACUGUACUGGCCUAGGUGGAACAAUGGUCUGACUUGGUAUAAAGUAGUUUUCUGUGAGCCUAUGCCCGGGAUUGAGCUUGGGAUAAUUCUGCAUGUGAUGCAUGUGUGAUGAUGGCCACUAAGCAAAUGGCCUUCCGCUAAAAAGAAACCAAGGCCCCAGUCCUCAUGGUCCAGAAUGAAGGGCUGAUUUCUAUAGGACAGAGGAAUCUGCCUUAGACUGAGCCAGACCCUUGGUACAUCUAGGCCAGUGUUGUCUGCACUGACUGACAGUGGCUCUUCAGGGUUUCAGGAAGGGAAAAUUUCCCAGCCCUCCCUAGAAGAAGCUGUUGGGCAUGGACCCUGGGGCCCUUCUGCAUGCAAACCAGGCAAGGAGUUUAAAUCAGCACCCUGUUCAGAACACUGAGGACUAGCAUCCUCAUCGGUUUUGUAUGCCAGUAAGCCUGGGCUCAGGGACACGGAUGGCGCUGUGGGUUAAACCACAGAGCCUAGCACUUGCCGACCAGAAGGUCAGCGGUUCAAAUCCCCGCGACGGGGUGAGCUCCCGUUGCUUGGUUCCUGCUCCUGCCAACAUAGCAGUUCGAAAGCACGUCAAAGUGCAAGUAGAUAAAUAGGUACCACUCCGGCGGAAAGGUCAAUGGUGUUUCCGUGCGCUGCUCUGGUUCGCCAGAAGCGGCUUAGUCAUGCUGGCCACAUGACCCGGAAGCUGUACGCCGGCUCCCUCGGCCAAUAAAGCGAGAUGAGCGCCACAACCCCAGAGUCGGCCACGACUUGACCUAAUGGUCAGGGGUCCCUUUACCUUUAAGCCUGAGCUCUACUUCCCAGCUACAGCCCCAUCCUCAAAGGUGGUAUGGUGCAAGUCAUGUUGCUUUUUUAAAACCAAAAAAAGUGCUCAAAUGGGGUUGGGGGUGCGGUGAGACCGAUAUCCCAUAAUGAAGUUCAUGAGCAUUGCUUCCUGAACCCACUUCCCAAUUUCCCACCAAAUGUCAGCCCCGGGAGCCAAGUUUUUUUUUAAUUAGUAUUUUAAUAGAAGCAUUUUGUUUAUAAGAAGACAGAGUGGAAAAAAGGAAAAAAAGAAAAGAAAAAAUCUGAAUGAGAAUGAAAAAGUGGAAAAAAUACUCAGCUACAUUUCCAUACAUUAGUAUACAGACAUAUAUAAACUUAUUGUCCUAAUACACACAUCGUUAUCAAUAACCUAAUACAUUCUGCGUAAACUCAUUCCAAAUGUCAUUUGGAUUUAUCCAAAGAAAGUCUGUGUCUAUAAGCUUUCUGUUCAUAUGUUACCAAUAUUGCCACAAUUAAGGGGAACUGUAUCUCUCUUCCUCCAGUACAUCAACAUCAGUCUCUUGGUCACCAUUAGGGCUGUCCCUAUUUUUGCUGUCCCAUUGUCAAUUUCCAUGCAAUGGGCAUAUAGUUCAAAAGAAUAUUCACCUCUGAAAAUUUUGAUAAUUUUUUUCUGUAGUGUCUUGUUUAUAUAGUCCACAUUUCCCCUCAAAUUUUAGUAAGUGUGGGACAUAGUAAAAGCAGGAGCUAAAUAGUCUUCUACCUGUAAUUCAAGCAUUGCUGGGAGGAGCAAUCCUAUACAGUGGAAGCUUGGGUUGCGAACGUGAUCCGUGCGGGACGCACGUUCGCAACCUGCAGCGGCGCGUCUGUGCACACGUGGGUUGCAAUUUGGCACUUCUGCGCAUGCGCAACCACCAAAACUUGGAAGUAACCCAUUCCGGUACUUCAAGGUUUCGGUGGGUCUGUAACCUGAAAAAACCUGAAGCAUCUGUAACCCGAGGUAUGACUGUACUUGCCAGGAAAUACAUCCCUCCUCCCUCCCCCCCGCGAAAAAAACCCUCCCGCAAGUCUCUGGAAACUACUAGUGUCCACCAAUAAAGGACUUUGCCAGAAUGCCCAUGUGCUGCCCUUAGAGAGGGAGCCUGUGAACUCACUAGCCCAGGGGUCUGCAACCUUUAAGACAAAAAGAGCCACUUGGACCCGUUUCCGAAGGAAAAAAACAACUGGGAGCCGCAAAACCAUUGCGACAUUUAAAGCAUGCGCACCACUGCCCUCCGAUCUGACAGUGGGCGGGAAGGUGACGUUGGGACGGUGCGUGACUAACGCACGCACCGCCCCCAUGUGACGUCACAGCCAGUACAGCGCCCGCCACAGUGGGGAGUGUCGGGGCGCACAAUGCGCCUCCUCCCCUCGCUAGUAUCCGCCCCGGAGCUGCGGCAAAGGUGUAAAAGAGCCACAUGCGGCUCCGGAGCCGCGGGUUGCAGACCCCUGCACUAGCCAAUGAACUAGUAGCCAUUGAUAAGACCUCUCUUCCAUGAAUUGAUAAGACCUCUCUUCCACAUUUUCCAUAGUUCAACUUUGCACUGCGCGAAGUACUUUCUUUUAUCCAUCCUAGCUCUUGCAAUGUUCAGCUUCAAUGGAUGUCCAGGAUUUGUUAUGGGGGAGAGAAGCUUUUCUCCAUGGUCUACUUCCUCCAUGCCAUGCCAUGCAUAAUUUUUUAUAAACUUUCAUCAAACUCUUACUUACCUUUUCUCUGAACGAAAAAGUCCCCAACACUGCAUAGGAAACUCGCUCCACACACACACACCCCGCCUCGAUUAUGCUGUUGCCCUUUCCUGGACCUCUUCCAACUGUGCGAUACCCGUUUUGAGGCGAGGCGACCAGAGCAUAACUUGGAUGGUCACACAAGCUGCUUUUCUUGCCCUUCCAGCUUUCCCUGCUCCAGUAACACACACUCUUUGUUUCCUUACAGAAAGCUGUGGAUGAAGCCAUGCCUGAGUAGCAUCACUUCCAGCUCAUCUCAGCAGACAACCUUCCCCCGCGGACUCCAGUGGGGCCUAACCAUCCUCAUGGAAGGCUAUCACAGCCUGGAAUGCAUCCCUCCUCCACCUGCUGCCACUGAACCAGACCACUGGGAGGCCCCCAAUACGCCUCUGGGCCCCCCCUCAGAAUCAGAAGCCUCGGUGUGCGGCAGGGGAAGGGAUGCCCCCCAAGGGAGGGCGGAAUUGCCACCCUUGGGUGCCUCCCCCAGCAGCAAUGGCCUGCAAGGGCCGCCAGCCACGCCUCCCUGUGAGGUUGCCGGAGCGGGGCCCAGCCAGAAGCCCCUUCCUGGAAGCCAGGAAGCCCCCGUCCCUCUUGACCGUUCUGUCUCGGGCUCAUCGACCUGUUCCUCGCUGGGAGGGUCCUCCCAGGAGUCGGAUGACGUCUUCAGCGAUGCCGAAGAGAGGAGCCCCCUGGGGAAGAAGCGGGUGCUGCGGAAGGUGAGGUGAGGGAGGGGGCAGUUGGGGGUAAAGGCAGCAUGGGAGGGAGGGGAAUCGUGCCCCCCACAAGGAGGCAGAGAGCCCCGCCUCAAGGCCCAGCAAUUUCAGAGCAGUCAAUGGACUGGCUUGCUAGAACUUGAGAGGGAAAUGUCCUUCUCAGCCCUAAGCCUGGGGCCUUCUACAUGCAAAGCAGGGGCUGUAUCACUGAGCCCAUGCCAAAGUAAGAUUUUACCUUAAGUUUUAUGCUGGUUUAAAUAGAUGUCAUUUUUUAUUGUAUUUUGCUUUAAGUUAUUUUUUGUAAAAAAAAGAAGUCGCUAAUAAUAAUAAUACUGGGAUUUGUGUGGCUAGCUGGAAAGCUAAAUGCAUACCCUCCUACAUUUCUCCGAUGAAAAUUGGGACAUUCUAUUCCAUAAUAAUAAUAAUAAUAAUAAUUUUGCUAUUUAUACCCUGACUGGGUUGCUUUAUUAUAAACUUAAUUUAAAAAUAGGGACACUUGGAGGGUCUGUAAAUGGCGGCAUAAUUCUGUGUCUCCCAUCGCCCCGGGACAAAAAUGAAGCAGUGUGGAUCCUAUUGACAUAUAAACAAAAAGUAUUAUACAGCCUCACCAGGGAAUACAGGAACCAAAAAGCAAAUCUGCAAGGUUAGAUCUUCAGCAAGAAAUAGAUGGAGCUCUGUCUGAGGCUUCAGAAGAGGCCUCAAAUACUGACAUGACCAAAGGCAAUAUGAAGGUCCCCAAAGGCGGGAAAGUAUCUGCCAUAAUGGAGGCGGACAGAGACUCGGAUGAGUAUAUUAAUAAUAACAGCAACACUUUUCAGGACCAACCUGGCAUUUAAGAACAGCAGAGCAGACUAGGGUGGGUGGGUGCUGACUGGCCUGGUCACCCAAGAUCCAACGGCUGACGGGGGUUGUGCAAUGGCCUUGAUGCAUCCAGUGCCUCUUCUCUUAACCUGACCUGACUGAACUCAUUGCCAGAUCUCCCCACUAGCUAUCACUGCCCGGGCACAUUGCUACUCCACAUGCUCCAAAAUGAGGAAACGUUUCCCACUGUGUCCUCCCAAGAUCUUAGUAUAGGGGUCAGCAAAGUGCAGUGCUGCUCUAUAAAAUGCAGGAAGGUUGUCGUCAUCCAUAAUAUUGCUGAUAUGAAAAGAAAAACAGUGUAGGAGGCAUGAAAAGGAUGAAGCACAAAGGCAUGUCGCAGGACUUCCAGGCACGACUGCAGAUGAGUCAGAGCUACAGUCAGCUUGAAAAAGCGGUUCCAUAGCAAACUUCCUCUCUGCUGGUGCAGAGCAUAGGGUUGGAGCCUUUCGCCCUGAUUGCAUUCACAGCCUCCGUCCUACAACCCCUCCCCCCACAGCUGGUGCACCAGGUAGUUUUUAAAUGUGGGCCUCAUCUUUCACACCCGGCACCCUUCACCUCGGACCACCCCACCUUGGUUCUCAUCCAGGGGACUUUUGCUCCUUCUCCUCUUUACCUUCCCGACUCUUGUACCAAAUUUGGGGCAGCACCGUCCCGUUUCUGUCUUAACUUCACUCACUCAUCCCUGCUAACAGGGCUGUGGCAUCAAGGAGAGCUUUAGAAUUACGAAAUUGUUUAUAUAUAUGGCUUGGGCUCAGGCAGCCUGAAGGGUCACAUCUCCCUGUACAAACCUGCCCAGGUGCUGAGAGCCUUGAGUGAGCACCUUCUCUUGGUCUCUUCAACAUCAGUUGGUGGUGACCCAAGACAGAGAGACAGAGACUUUUCUGCAGCUGCUCCCUAAUUGUGGGAUUCCCUCUCAGAAGAGGUUGGACUGGCUCCCUCCUUGUCUUCCUUCCGCUGGCAGACUAAAACCAUUUUAUUCAGACAGGCCUGUGAAAACGUAAGUUGCAGGCUUGACUGAUCACUGGGCUGCUGUCAGGACAAACUGCAUUUUAAUUUCUGGUUCUAAAUGUUUUCUGGUAUUUUGAUGGUUGCUUUUAACUAGUUUUUAUUGCUGUGCUUUUAAUUAUUGACGUGUUCGAACACUGUAAGCCGCCUUGAAUCCCACCUUGGGAGGAAGGAAGGAAGGAGGAAUAUAAUCAGAUUGAAGAAGAGUAAUAUUCAUUUAUUAAGCCUGUGCGUGUGAAGAGGGGAGCACCCUUGCAAGAGGACCGCAAGAGGACCUUUGCUUUGUGGUCCUGGAUCAUUAGAGAUCCCUGGCCAGAGAUCUUGCAUUUCCAGGGAUUCUGCUGCAAGGAGGAUCAGGGCCUCCCUCUGGCGGGUGUCAAAUCCCCAUCAGAGCCAAGUCAGGCUGACCUGAGGAUUCCCUCAGCAAAUGUGCAAGCUGAGAGGCCUGGCUGGAGGGGGCCGGAAAGCAUGACUGUGCUGGGGUGAGCCUCCAGCCGAAGGCAGAGGACCAUCCUCUACAAACUCACAGCCCUGGGCAGGAUGUUGUGGUUCCGCUGCCAGCCCAGCUGGCUUGCUCUUGUGCAGGUCGAAAAAGCUCUUCUGGUGCAACAGCAGCAGAGGCCUCAGCAGGGUUCUGUGGUGGUUGCCGUGCAGAGCAGUUGGGUGUGCGAGGCGAGCUGUUUGCACGUGCCACGAGCUCAGGCGCCCUUCCUCCUUGCACAACCGGCCCCGUGCAAGCCGGAGCACACCUCUCUCCUUGCACAGCAGCAGCUCUGCCGAGAUUUCCCCCGUUGCUAAGCAAAUUGCUCUCUCCCCCGACAAAGGCCUUUCCCUUCCUCUUUUCAACGCUGAGUCCUCCGGCUGCUUCCUCCAAGACGGGUUUCCUCUGGCUGUGGUUAGAAAUGCUGAUGAAUGAACUGGAGGGAAGAAAGGGGGAGGGGAGACUUGACAAGCCUCCUCCUCUGCUUGGCAGGCCUCUUCUCUCUCAGCUUGUCUUUGCUGGGUCCCAGGAAAAAUACCUCUUCUCUGCCUCUCUUGUUUCCUGGGCUGCGUCUCAGGGCCAGUCCAGAGCAGGUCCAGCGUCAGGGUUCAGCCUUGUUGGCUUCUAGGCUUGCAGGUGGUGCUGAAUGAACUAUGGGGUGGGGCAGGGGAGUGUGAUGAAGGCUCCCCCCCCCCCACCAAUGGCAUGGCUUCGCUGAGGCUGGGUUAACCUUGGUCCAGUUUCUGUCUCCCAGCCUAACCUACUUCGCAGGUUGUUGUGGGAAUUAAACAAGGACUCAGGCCUGGGAGGGUUCAAAUCCCCGCUUGGCCACGAGGCUCACGGGUGACCUUGGGCCAGUCACUGCCUCUCAGCAGUGACCUCGCAGGGUUGUUGUCGGGGAUGAAUGUUGGGAGGGGGAGAACAAUGCACACCACUUUGAGCUCCUCGUAGGGGGGAAAAGCUGGGAUAGAAAUGCAACAAGUAAUUAAAUGAUUCCUGGACGUUUUCCAAAGCCUGGAAAUGUGAGGUUCCCUGGCUUCUGAACUGCUGCUACCUGUGGGGACGUGGGCUGCACAGACCCCCAAAUGUUGGGGAAGGACCUUUGCACACGGAGAGUCCUAUGGCCAGUCCCUGCUAGCAGGUAGGGCUGAGCCUGUCCCUGCCUGAGACCCCAGCAGUUGCUCUGCCCAUCAGUAGAAACAGUCCUGAGCUAAAGGAAGGAGUGGUCUGACUUGGUGUCUCGGGGUGAGGCAGGAUCCUACGUCAAGGAGAGACUGUAGCUCAGUGGACAGGGCACCUGCUUGGCCUGCAGAAGGUCCCAGGUUCAAUGCCCCCUGACAUCUCCGGGUAGGGUUAGGAACAUAGGUAGAGCAGAGAGCCGCACUGGUUGUUCAUUUGCUAACUGGCCAUGUUCAAUGUGUUUCUAGGGGCCUCGUGCUCUGCCAGCUGAGCUGUGUGUUGUGGGGUAGAGAACCACAGGAUUGUAGAGUUGGAAGGGGCCCUGAGGAUCAUCUACUCCAACCCCCUGCAAUGCAGGAAUAUGCAGCAGUGGUUUUCAACCAGUGUUCAAGGCAACCCUGGGGUGCCUUGAAUGAUGCUCAAGGGGUGCCACGGGCAACACUGGCCUCUGUCCCUCUUUCCUUCCCUCCCUCCUUUCAUGCCCUCUCUCGUCUCUGCCUCCCAAAGGCUUGCACAGCUGUUUGUCUGCAGCUCUGGCUAUAAGCUCCCCAGGCGAAUGGUGUUCAGAGACCAGGGAUGGCAGCAGCAGCUGCCUGGAGGACUCCCAAGGAGAGGGGAGAGGAGAGGAGGCUGAGGGAACCCUCCACAAGGGAGGGUGUUUGAAAAAGAGUGAGAGGCUGCCCGCUCUGCAGUCAAGGGGUGACAUAACUGAGCUCCUGAGCCCCACGGGGGUGCCGCAGGAAGAAUGUAGUUGGCUAAGGGAGCUGCGUGGACUCAAAAAGGUUGAAAACCUCUGUCUUAUGGGUAUCGAACCUGCAACCUUGUCAUUAUCAGCACCACAUUCUAACCAACUGAGAUUCGUUUUUUGUUCUUGUUUUUCUUAAUGUCUUUUGUGUUCUCAUUUUGUAUUAUUACAUUGUUAACUGCCCUGUGAUCUUCAGGUGAACAGUGGUAUACAAAUUUAAUAAAUAAUAAUAGUAAUCGGUUUACCUACAAGACUGCCUGACUCCAUAUGCGCCCACUCGACUCCUUCAAUCUGCAGAACUGGCUCUGUUACAGGGGCCACAUAAUACCUAUUCUGCAGUGGUAAGAAUUCAAUCUUCUAGUGAGGCAGGACCUACACUUUGGAACUCCCUGCUGAUUGAGAUCAGGGAGGUGCCUUCACUAUACUCUUUUCGGUGUCUUCUAAAAAUUUUUUGUAUAGGCAAGCCUACUCAGAUGUUUAGAAAGCUGAUGUGAAUUUUAACCUAUUGUUAUUUAAGUCUUCUUGUUAAUUUUGGUGAUCGUUUUGCUGUUUUAUCUUUUUUUCGUAAACCGCUUUGCGGUUCUCUACAAUCAAGAGGUGCGUACAUUUUAUGAAGUAAAUUAAGAAGUAAAUAAAUAUAAAGCCCCCCGCCUGACACCCUGGAUCUGUGCAACCUCCUAUCUUCUCCCAUCAUCUUGUAACGGUCCCUGUCUUGGAAUAUUUCCUAGACCAAGUCCUGGAAGACGUUCUUCACGAUGGUGCACUGGUCCUUGCGGAGACGCAGCUCUUGGGUCCAGCUGGCCGGCCACGAAGGUACCACUACAGGACCGGCGGGCGGGGCGUGUUGCAAGCCAGGAAUGGAGGUGGCCAAGGCAGCAGCUGCAAAGGAAUCAGGGCCUGGGGGAUCUCCCCCACUGCAGCUUAGAAGAAGCCACUGGAUCCGAGGAUGCAGCGGGCAGCCCUUUCCCUUCUCCGCAGUUUAUUUCUGCCUCCCCAGGACCACAAGCCAGGGCUUCCGUGGGGCUCUUGGGCAAGCUUAAGCACUAUGUCUCAGUUUCACCAACUUGGAUGGGUUUUAAAGAGGACGGGGCAAAUUCAUGGAGGUAUAGAACCUAAGCAGAGCCCUGCUGGAUGAAACCAAGGGCCCACCUUUAGUCCAGCCUCCUGUUCUCACAGUGGCCAACCAGAUGCUUGUGGGAAACCUACAAGCAGGACCCGAACACAAGAGCCCUCUCCCCUCCGGUGGCUUCCAGCAACUGGUGUUCAGAAGCAUUUACUGUCUCCGCCUGUAGAGGCAGAUACUCCUCUCCUCCAUGAAUUCAUCCAGUCCUUUUUCAAAGCCGUCUAGGCUGGCGGUCACAGCGCUGCCUCCUGCGGGAGCAAGUUCCAUAGAUUAACGAUGUGCUGCGCAAAUGGUAAUAGAUGCGUGCAAUAGAUGGGCCACUUCUUAUGCUCUUCUGCAAGCAGGGGGACAAUUGUGGACUCCCUCCAGUGUUGCAGAAGAUGUGUCUAUGAUUGCCAGUUGCCGGAAAGCACAAAUCAGGGGAGUGUUGCUGUUGCACUCGGGUCCUGGAUUCCAGUUGGUGUAUCUGGCCAUAAUGCUGGACUGGAUGGUGCACACACACACGCACACCCUGCUCUUCGGCUCGAUCCAGCCACUACAGGUCUUUUACUGUGCUUCCUUCCCCUCCCUCCGCUUCUUCUGACCAUCCUCGUUCUCCCCCCCCCAGGGAAUUUCAAGCCCAGCGAAGGAGGCCAGAUCCUGAAGAAGUUCAGUUCCGUGGAAGACGCCUGCCUGGCAGAGCUGAUGGCCGACGUCCUGCGCCCCUUCGUGCCCGCCUACCACGGGGUGGUGGAGGUGGGGGGCGAACGCUACAUCCAGAUGGAUGACCUGUUGUGUGGCCUCGACAUGCCAAGCAUCAUGGACUGCAAGAUGGGCACCCGGUGAGAGCAGUACCUUUCUGGGGGGAGGGUGGUGGGCAUAGGAGGCUCCUUCAUCUCAGGUGAGACAGGAGGGGGUGAGGGGAGGGCAGAAGUCCCACAGGCACUGAAGGUGGCUUUGGGAUGGAGAAGAAGAUUUAUCCCAGGACCGUCUUCCCCACUGAGCAAAGGUCAUCACCAAAGACCAGUUUGUAUGGCACUUUUCCACAGUUGUAAGUCGCCUUGAGCAGAGUUUUAGCAUGCAGAUACAAUGGUACGUAAUCCGUUCCCAAAGACUGUUCGACUUCCGAAACGUUUGAAAAACAAGGUGCAAAGGGCAGCCAGCAAAUUCCAUUGAGAAAAUUGAAACACACGCAUUUGACUUCCGAGGUGCGUUCGGAAACGGAAGCAUUUGGGUUCUGAAACGUUCGGCAUGAAAGCAGCCAGAAGCAGUAAAUAAAAACACAUUGAAACGUAUGAUGCAGAAUUAAAGCAAUCCCCAUGCAAGUCACAAUCAGAUCGAAAGAUGCAAAUUAAUAAUAAUAAUAAUAAUAAUAUUAGCAAAAUUAAACAUCGCCAGAAUUAAAGAUCAACCCUUAUAAAAAAAAAAACAACCCUCUAAGCAAUACCCCCCCACCCCAAGAGCCUGGAGGCAUCCUGUGAAGCAGGUCCUGAAGGACUUGCAGCCAGGAUGGUCUCUGACUUCUUUGCCAGCCUCCGUUUUUGUAGCUGGAGUCAGUUAGAUGGAAAGAGGCUAGCAAGGCAGGGAUGGGUAAGGUCAUAGAAUCAUAGAGUUUAAGGGACCCUGAGGGCCAUCUAGUCCAACCCCCUGCAAUGCAGCUCAGUGUCAGCAAGGUGGAAUCAGAGGCUGUAGCUGGGUCGCCAGCAGUCAUCUGUGUUUCGCAUCUGUCUGUUGCAUAAGUGGGGUUUUUUUUUGGUGGUGCAGGCCUGCCGAUAAUAGCAGCCAGAUGUGGGAGACUGCAGAGCUAGUGUGUGGGUGAAUCACUAACCGGACAGCCCAGAGGGAUCUGCCUUGUACUGAGUCAGACCCUUGGGCCUAUCUAGCUCAGUAUUGCCUGCACUGACUUGCAGCAGUGGCUCCCCAGGGUUUCAGGGAAGGCCUUUUCUCUGCCCUACCUAGAGACACCACCAGGGAUUGCCCCUGGGGCCUUCUGCAAACAAAUCACUUUCCCUGACCCCCCCCCACAUUGCAGCCAGUCCCCCUCCUUGUCCAGCUCUACCACUCCUUAAGAAAAUAAGAAGAUCCAGUCCAGCUUCCUGUUCUCCCAUUGGCUGGCCAGAUUCUCAUUCGGGGAAGUCUGCAAGCAGGAGCCCAGCACGAGAACCCUCUCCCCUCUGGUUUUUCGGAAGCAGUGCUGCCUUCCUUGAACACCUCCUGUUUCUGCCCAGGACGUACCUGGAGGAUGAGCUGUCGGAGGCACAGCAGCGGCCAGCGGCACGGCGUGACCUGUACCAGAAGAUGGUGAAAGUCGACCCGCAGGCCCCCACUGCCCAAGAGCACAGCCAGGGCGGCGUCACCAAGCCGCGGUACAUGCAGUGGCGGGAGGGGAUCAGCUCCAGCGCCUCCCUGGGCUUCCGCAUCGAGGGCGUCACGGUGAGUGGCGGCGACAGCUGAGCAGAGAAACGAGGAGGCAGGAACUCCCGCCCAGUAAUGCAGGAAUAUGCAGCUGUCCCGUACGGGGAUCGAACCUGCAACCUUGGCAUUAUCAGCACCCCACACUAACCAGCUGAGCUAUCCAGCUGGUCCCAAUAAAAUAAUAAUAAUAAUAAUAAUAAUAAUAAUAAUAAUAAUAGAAAUUAUUUUUAUUUAUACCCCGCCCUUCCCGGUUCAAAGACCGGGCUCAGGGCGGCUAACAACAAAUUUAAAACACUUAAUUGUAAAAGCAGCAUAAAAUACAGUAUAAAAACAUGAAUAACCAUAAAAUCCAAAAUCCAGAAAUCAAUUUAGGGGAAAUAAGCAUUAGAUAAUCACCAGGGCUAGCUGGCUGAAUUGGUCCUACUUGGGCCAGCGUGGAGGCCGGGGGAGAAUUAGCUGUGGGGUCUCCAAGCGGGUAAUCUUCAUAAAAGGGGAGGGGGAGGAAAGAAAAGGGAACUAAAGAUCAGACUGAAUUCAAAUUAUUAUUAUUAUUAUGAAUAUGAGAACACCCCCCGCCCCAAUCUCUGUCUCCACAGAUCGAGGGGGGAGCCGUGCGGAGGGAUUUCAAGCAGACUCGCACCAAGGAGCAGAUUGUGGAUACUUUCCUGAUGUUCACCAAGGCCCGCCUUGACGUUCUGGUGAGAUUGGUUAGGGGGGACACAGUGGGAACAGGGGGCGAAAUCUCAGCCACUGGGUCCCCCCCCCACCUCGUUCUCUGUACCUGGACUGCUCAUUCUCAACCUGAAACAGAACUUCGCCAGAUAUUCACAGGAAUGUUGCCCACCAGCAUACUUCUGGUGCUUUUCAAGCAGUGAAGUAUAAACUUGACAGGUUUAGCACUUCACGACAACACCCCCGCCCCAUAAUUCAACAGCUCUGAUGGUGUUUCCUGCUUGGCAGGGGGUUGGACUCAAUGGCCCUUGUGGUCUCUUCCAACUCUAUGAUUCUAUGAUUCUAUGAUUCUAUGAGUUCCAAUGAGAGGAAUGGAGAUUCCGCAUUGGGAGAGCUGUGGCCCAGUCAUGCGGGAUGGGGGUGUGGGACUGGUCUCUCCCGUGUUUUGAAACAUCUGGCUUCUGUGUGGUGGGAAUGUAGCCUGCCAUACCAAGGUAGGCAUCACAGCUCUUGCCCCUCCCACUUUUUGCCCCCAGCCCCACCUAUUGUUCACGUGUGGCCCUCAGAAGUCGGCCCACAAGGACUUAGCUGAGAUGGCAAAGUUAACAUGUUCAGUGAGAGAAAAAUCAUUACUGACAUUCAUUGGGAUCCUCUUUUUGUGUGAAAGAGAAAAUAAACUUGUAAUAUCUGGAUUGGAAGAUGGGGAAAAUAUUGGCUUAUAGAAAAUACAGUAGUUGGAUGCUAAUGUGUGAAUACAGUCUUACCUUGGAAGUCAAACGGAAUCCGUUCCGGAAAUCCGUUCAACUUCCAAAAUGUUCGAAAACCAAAUCGCGGCUUCUGAUUGGCUGCAGGAAGUUCCUGCAGCCAAUCAGAAGCCGCGAAAGCCCCAUCGGGCAUUCGGGUUCCAAAAGAAAGUUUGCAAACUGGAAAAAUAACUUUGCGGUGUUUGGGAGCCAAAACAUCUGAGUUCCAGGGCGUUCAGGAUCCAAGGUACGACUGUACUAUAUUUAUGGUGUAUUAUAAAAAGAUACUAUUGGUAUGAACUUUGCAUAUCUUUUGAUAAGUAUGAAUAAAAAUAUAUAUUUUCUUAAAAAGAAGUUUGCCCAUGAGAAAAUAGGACCCUGGGACUGAAAAAGCAGCCCAUGUAGCAGAAACACAUUUAAAGUUAGACAGGUCCCUGUUCUAUUUCUGCCCUUGAAUUCCAUGCCACCUGUUGGCUUAGCCAAGGCUUCCAUGACCUGCCUCUCCUAGCAAGGGGCACAGGUGUAUAUGGGGGGGGGGCUUGGCCUUGAUGAGGGGGAUCCCAUCCAAAGCCUCAAUGCUCCCUCUUGCCUUGCAGAGCACAUACGCAGCCCGCUUGGAGAGCAUGCGCCAGGCGCUGGAGGAGUCUGCCUUUUUCAAGACCCACGAGGUGAGGCUGUCAGGGCGGGGGGAGGUUAAAUUGUUUGUUCAUUGUAUUUAUUUAAAUCCCACCUUUAUCUCCCAGGAGCUCAUGAUGGCAUACAUGAUUUCCGCCCAUUUAAUCCCCACAACCACCCUGUGAGGUAGGUUAGGCUGAGAGGCAGGGACUGGCCCAAAGCUUCAUGGUGGCUGAGGUGGGAUUCGAACCCUGGUCUCCCCUAGGUCCUAGUCUGCCAUUCUGAACAUUGGUUCUCAGGAAUGGGAGGCAGAGGAGAAAAAGGCCCUGCAAGUGUCUCUCUCUCCUGCACUUCCAAACAGUUGUUGGCUUAGGACCUGAGGGUUUGUCUUUAACUGUGACUGGGCUAGUUUGUUAUACUUUGUUUUUAGGCUUCUUCUUUUUUCUUUUUUGGUCCUCUUUUGAUUUCGAGUGUGCCUGCUCAUGUAGAAAAGCAGGGUAUAAAUUCACAAACACCAAAGACAGAUUGUUAUUUUUAUUGUUCCCAUUUAUUCUUAUACAGUGGUGCCUCGCAAGACGAAAAGAAUCCGUUCUGGGAGUCUCUUCGUCUAGCGGUUUUUUCGUCUUGCGAAGCAAGCCCAUUGAUGGGAUUAGCGGAUUAGCGCUAUUAGCGCUAUUAGCGGCUUUUAGCGGCUUUUAGCGGCUUUAGCAGCUUAUCAGCUUAUCGGAUAAGCAGAUAAGCGGCUUAGCGACUUAGAAAAGAGGGGAAAAGGAAAAAAAACCCAGGAACUCGCAAGACAUUUUCGUCUUGCGAAGCAAGCCCAUAGCAGAUUCGUUUUGCGAGGCACCUCCAAAACGGAAAACUCUUUCGUCUAGCGAGUUUUCCGUCUUGCGAGGCAUUCGUCUUGCGGGGCACCACUGUACUAACAACUAACCCUAAGCCUGUGGGAUCCUCCCUCCACCCUUCUAGGGGGAAGCCUCUGGAGAGGAAAGGGGGUGCAGAAUAUGACAAAAGGAUUCCCCCUCCCAUAGGCGAGGGACUCUCCCUGGUUGUGGGACAAAACCUAGGUGCUUUGUGGCUCAGUGUGAAGAUGUGGACAGGACCUGUGGCCUCUCUCCUUCCUCUUCAGUGGCUUCUCGCUUCCCUCUCCCUCAGCAGGCACUCUCUAGGGUGGGAUUGGGGAACCGGUGGCCUUUGAGACUAUAGCCAGACUACAACUCCCAUCACCCCUGAGCAAAAGGGCCCGCUUGUCCAGAGUCCGGAGAGCCACCAACCUAAACAGCUUUAAAAAGAGGUGUAGAGGAAUUAGACAAGGUUACACACAACAUUACAUCAGACUGCCUGGAUAGGAGGUGAAGCUGAACGUCAGGGGAUUCAGGGCAGGUCAAAGAAAGUCCUCCUUUACGCAGAACAGCGUUAAACUAUGGAACUCACUCCCACAGGAGGCAGUGAUGGCUUUAAAAGGGGAUUGGCCAAAUUCACAGGCUAUGCUUCUGAAUCGCAGUUGCUGCAAACCAUGGGAGGGGAGAGUUGCUCUUGAUCUCAAAUCCUGCUUGUGGGUUUCCCAUCAGUGCAUCUGCUUGGCCACUAUGAGAACAGGAUGGUGGGUCCGAAAUGGCCUGAUCCAGCAAGCUCUUCUCAGGUGCUUUUGGCACCCCAUCCCUGCCACAGAUGCAGCUCUUAAACCGACUUUAGCCGCAAUUGCCAAGGACAGGCCCUUCACAUUCCCAGCUCCUAAAACCGAGCCUGAGGGAACGGCUGCUUCCUUGGCGCCCUCCUUUCCUGUCACCUUGCCAAAGCUGUUGCGUUCGAUCCAGGAAGGUACAUCUUAAGAGUCUGAGCACCUCCAGGGCCGCCCUGUGGCUUGUAAAAUGAGAGGAGCUCUUGGCUCACACUCCUGGCGCAAACGCAGGUGGGGAGUGCCGGCAGGAACCAGGCCAAGGCAGGCCAGCGAAACACCAAGGGGAUGUUUGGUUUGCAGAAGUAGUGUGGGGGGGGGGUAACCCUAAAGGAACAGCCUCCCCUCCUCCAACAAACCAAGGAGGGCUGGGAUGAAAACCUGAACAAAGAUCUUACAAAAGAAGCAACUCUAGUACUCAAAUCUAUCACUGAUUUCAAGCCAGACUUGUUUGGUUUAUCAUCCUUUUUAUUUAGUUUGAUUUUUAAAGCAUUUUAAUUUAGCCCUAUUGAUUUCAGGGAAGAAUAGGCUUUUUAGCAGGGAGCUAUAGUUUUGUGGUUGUUUUAUUUCCUUGUGUUUUUAUCUUGCAUUAUUUACUUGUGUUUUUGUCUUGUAAUUUAUUCUGUGAACUGGCCUGAGAACUUGUGAUGCACAGUAUAAAAUUUUUAAUGGUUAUUUUAAAGUAGCCAGUGGGGUGGCGGGAGACAGAAAGGGAGUGCCCUGCUUGGAGGGAAGAGCAACUCUAGCAGGAGAGGCUGUUACAGGGCAGAAUUACCGUAGUUGCUUUAUGACUCCCAUCUUAGCUGAGAGGGGAAGGGGAAAGUGCUUUGUAUAUGCCCAGAGGAAACCCACCCUGCCUGAAGGCAACAGAGCCCAAUAUAAUCUUGUAGAAAACGGAUUUACAGGCAGGAUCCUGGGACUCUCAGAAUAGUCAGCCAGACCAGAGGGGCAAAACCCUCGCUCGGUUGCCGUCCCUCUGAGCUGCCCGCCCAAGGUUCCUAAAAAGCACUACUUUUUACACCCCUCAGGUGAUUGGGAGCUCCCUGCUCUUCCUCCACGACCGGAAAGGCCAAGCCAGUGUCUGGAUGAUUGACUUUGGCAAGACACUACCCGCCCCGGAAAACCUCCCCUUGCAGCACUGCGUGGUCUGGGCCCCCGGGAACCAUGAGGACGGCUACCUGAUUGGUCUGCAGCACCUCAUUGACACCGUGCAGGCCACUCUGCGGAAGGCGCAAGAACGGGGGCAAGCCCCGGCGCCCCCCGCCAACCCUUGAGCUUGCCUGGAGGACGUCCUCCGUUGGGCAAAUCUGGACGGGCACCCAACCGAAGGAGGGGAGAUCCCAAGGCUGUAUUAACUGUAACGGCAAGCACGCUGCAGAAUGGGGCCCCAGUGGGAUCCAGCAACGACGUUGCCGCACUUGUUGCCUGCCCCAAAGGAGGAUUAGCCUUCCCGCUGUCAGGAAAUAGCAGGGAGGGGAGCCGCAGCCUUCUGAGACCAGGGAGGAAGACCAGGAGCAUCUUGGGACACUCAGAGAUCAACGAGGGAGCGUGUAGGAACGCAGCAACACUCCCGAGGUCGGCACUGCCAUAGGAAUGGGCUCGUCCUCCCUCCAGUUCCCUUUGCUCCGGCUGGGAAGGACACCUGGGAGGUGCAGGGACACCUGAAGUGGACAGUGGCAGGAGUGGAUCCCAGGCUGGAGUGGGUGGGAGGCAGAGGCUGGUGCCGUAACCUUACAGCCAAGGGGAGCUUUGAGCUCAGACCACCCCCACCCCAUUUGUGGCACAUCACAAAGCUCAGGUGAGAGCCGGGUGGGAUGAAGGAACCCCAGCGCAUCCCUUCCCAGGCACACAGGUGCAUCUCUUAACAUGCAAAUGUCUUUCUCUCUGUGCAUUCAUAGAUUGAGACACACACCUGGGCAGUCAGGGGUCACCCAGGUAGCGGAGCCUGGGUUUCUGUGGAGGAAGGAGCAGAUUCUGCCCUGCAGGGUUGUUUCCAAGGCCCACAUGAACCCACAGCGGUCCUGAGCCCAGUGUGGGGCUAAGCGGGGGCACACUGGCACUCAACCGGAAUGGGUGGGAGCUGCAGGUAGGGCCUGUCUGGGAUCCAGUGGAGGCUGGGAAGGAGUCUGGACUUUUUAUUCUCCUCAAUAAAAAUAAAACCCUUUGCGUGCUUCUGGGCUGCGACCUACUCAGUCUCGGGCUGAGCCCUCAGCCCAUGACCAGCUACUCUGAAGCUUCUGUUUCCCCCAUAAGAAACAAAUUCUAUUGCAGUCAAACCUCUAGGAUGGAGAGGACUGCCUCACAGCCUCUGCCCCCUGCAAGCAAGCAAACAAGCAAGCAAGCAAACAAACAAGCAAGCAGCUAGGGAACUGCCUGGACAUUCCCUGCCAGCCUGCCAGUGAAUGGGGCUGGGUCAAGGUGGAAUUCAUAGAAUCACAGAACUGUAGAGUUGGAAGGGAUUCUGUGGGUCAUCUAGUUCAACCCCAUGCAAUGCAGGAACCGCAGCUACAGGAUCCCUGACAAAUGGCCACCGGAGCUGUGUUCAAAAUUCUCCAGUGAAAGAGAGCCCACAACCUCCCAAGGCAGUCCGUUCCAUUGUCAAAAAAGUACAUCCUGUCAGAAAGUACAUCCUAAUGUUCAGAUGGAAUCUGCUUUCUUGUCAUUUGAAUCCAGUAUGUCUGGGUGCUACCUUCUGGGGCAGCACUAAACAAGCUUGCUCCACCUUCUGUGUAGCAACCCUUCAAAUAUUUGAAGAUGGCUAUCCUAUCCCCAGGGACACAGGUGGCGCUGUGGGUUAAACCACAGAACCUAGGACUUGCUGAUCAGAAGGUCGGCGGUUCAAAUCCCCGCAACGGGGUGAGCUCCCAUUGCUCGGUCCCUGCUCCUGCCAACCUAGCAGUUCGAAAGCACAUCAAAGUGCAAGUAGAUAAAUAGGUACUGCUCCAGCGGGAAGGUAAACGGUGUUUCUGUGCGCUGCUCUGGUUCGCCAGAAGCGGCUUAGUCAUGCUGGCCACAUGACUCGGAAGCUGUAUGCCAGCUCCCUCGGCCAAUAAACUGAGAUGAGCACCGCAACCCCAGAGUUGGUCACGACUGGACCUAAUGGUCAGGGGUCCCUUUACCUUUAUCCUAUCCCCUCAGAGUCUCCUCCAGACCAAACAUCCCCAAUUCCCAUAAGGCUUGGUUUUCCAGGCCCUUGAUCAAUAGUCUCCUUAAAAUUGUGGUGCCCAGAACCGGACACAGGACUCGAGGCAGGGUCUGACCAAGGCAGAACAGAGCAGCGCUAUGUUACUGUUCUGUACUUUUCCUUCCAUGAAGGGAAGCAAGAUUCUAGUCCCUGUGGGAGCAUUGGAGGCAGGCCAAGCACCGCUUCCCCUUCUCUUUCCUCAUUCUUCUGUGAAGUGUUUUGCAACAUUGCCAGGGAGACUGGGCACAAACAGCACCCCGUUCCCAGGACUGAUGCCAGCGGACCUCUACGUUGGAGACAUCUCCUCCUCCUCUCCCACCGGCCUCCGAAGCCAAUGUCAAGUUCGGCAGAGGAACUGGGCCCAUCCCCACCCCUUUAAGCCCUGCAGAUUUUAACACCCCCGAUUCUUCACUGCUACCCAUCAUCUUUCCCUCCCCUCGCCCCCACUAACUCUUCAACAAGACUGGUUGCUAUGGAGAUGGUUUUCAUUUUCUAACAAGGUGAGAGAGGGUGGGGGGAAUAGCCACCCAGGGAGUGGGGAAGAGGGAAGUGGGGCCUAGCAGCAGCAGGCAAACAGUGAUUUGAGGCAGGGUGCUGCCCCAAGCAAGAAGGGGGGGGGAGAGACUGGGGUCCCAAUUCGCCAAUCUGCAAGUGUUACUCUUUUGGGAAAUGCCAGGCAUACCUAUUCAGAGGGGGCUGAAGAGGAGUUAAUGGAGGGGCCAGAAUUUUUCAAUUGUAUUGCAAUCUCGCCUUUCCCUCCAAGGGGUUCAAGGUGAUGCACGUGGUUCCCACUCAUUAAUUCCCACAACC